This is a messenger RNA of Xyrichtys novacula (pearly razorfish), 22544 nucleotides long. NCBI's taxonomy places the organism in Eukaryota, Metazoa, Chordata, Actinopteri, Labriformes, Labridae. The record is from the annotation of a GenBank genome assembly.
UUGUUGAGGUUCUGUCAGAGCUGUUGGGCUGCACAGAAAGUCACCCGAGCAGCCGUUAGUUUAUAUUUUACCUGCUAUAAGGUCAUCGACAACAACGCGGAAAAACGUAUGUUCAGCAUUAUCAAUAGUUAACCAAGGUUAUUUGAGGUAACGGUCGGUGACAUGAUAAAUGCAACUGCUGCUGAAAGUCUCUAUGGUCGGGUUUUGAAACUUACUAGCCGCCCCCCAGCCUGAGCGUAAAAAAGUCGAACGGCAUGCUAACGCGUAGCUAGGCUAACAUUAAUUGGCUAACCGGAUCCGUUGGAAGACGUUGACUUAUCAGCUGCUUCUCCGGCUUUACUGUGACAGCUGUGAACUAGUUGUACAUCCGUAUUCAAUGUGUACACCAGACAGACAAAGCACUGUGUCCGUUUGGCACUGUGUUACUGGACAAUAUAAUGUUAGCUAGCUAAAGCAGCGUUAGCUUUAGCAAAACAAGAGCUGUAGUUGGGGAGUCAGCUGACAGUCUGCUGUAAGCUGCCAACAGAUCAGUGAUGGAUCAACUGAAAGUGAAGGAUCGCAUACUGGAAAAUAUCUCUCUAUCUGUCAAAAAGGUAAGCGUCUCACAGUUCUUUUUAGCACUCAUAAUGUUUGUUUCAGCAUUAAGGCUUUGAACAUGUCUGAGUCACACAGAAUCUCGUUUGGUCAUCUUUUGUCUGCCAAAAGGGGCAACUUUUAAGUCGGGGGGACAUAGGAACACGCCGUUAAGGAAGGGCCUUGCCCUUACUGUCAUUCACUAUCAACAAAAUCAUCUGUUUCAUUCGGAUUUUCAGUCAGCACCUGUCUUUGAACACAUUCAGCUUUCGGUUGCGAUGUUCAAGUUUCUUUUUAUAACCAUGGUGAACAAUAGUGGCCCCAGCCCCUGUGUUUGCUCACUGCAGCAUGUGUUGUAAACACAAGCAACCAUACUGCGGACCCAUACUUGCGACAUUAGGGUCAGACAAAACAUAACAUAACCUACUUUUUGUGUACUUCACGUUUAAUUACAGAUUUUGUUUGUCCACCUCUCUCAUACAAAUGUUAACUGCCUCCAUUGCACCUUGUUUCCCUUCCAUCCUUCUGUUUGUACAUUCAGUCUCCAAAUCCAUGUGCACUUAAGUUUUCAUUUGAAAUAAGCUUUCUCAUUGUCUCUGUUCCAGUUACUCGCCAUUAGGAUCUGACAUUAGGAUCUGACAUGUCCAUGAAGUAGUUGAUUCCAUGAGCACACGUCUGUGUUUUUAAGUCAGCAAGCCCUGUAUAAUCUUUCCUGUAUGAGCGUCAUUCUUUAAUGCAUUUCUCAAAUAUAAUAGUCAAAGCUAUUCUGUCUAAUUUUAGUAUAUUAUUCAUGACUGCAUACUGGAUAUGAAAGUAUUUAUGAAACUGUAUGCCACAUGCUUCUAAGAAGUACAGUGUUUACCUCUGACAAACAUUGCUUAGUCAUGUGAACAAAGUCAUGGGAUACAAAAUCUCUUUCUUAGGGUCACAAUCCUUCAAAUCCCCCCAACCACGGCUUGUGCAAGUCAGGUACUAGGGUGACUUUAUAUUUAGAUUAGUUUGAGAGAGACUUCUUCAGACUAUUUUAGGAGAAACCACAGUGAAACUCAGCAUGCAUUAUCUGCAUGUUCAAAUUGUACUUGUUAGUAGCCCUGAAUGCACCGAGCACUGUAAUACAAAUGUUUCAGAAAUGUAGAAUUUCUCUGAGUAAUUCAAUCAACAAAAUUCAACCACUGCUGUAGGGCAAGACAUUGUAUUUGCAAUGAAAUAAAGAAAUUAAUGUAAAAUAUGAGGGCAGAGUAAAAGUUGGAUCACUGAUCAUUAAUCAGUUAUACAAUGAAUGAUCCAAUGGAUUUCAUGUCCCCUAGUUUAAGAGCACAAAAACACUUGGUUUCAUGUCUUGUAGCCAAAAACCUAUGACUGGCUCUAAGAAGAAUGCAGCCUGCUUUGUGUGCUUGUCCAGUCAUUAAUGAGUGUGUAAUUUGAAGCAAUAAAUUCCUCAGAUCAGUGUAAUACUGCCUGAUAAAGCCAUGGUCUCCCACUUACAGAGCACUCAGCAUUCCCCCAGCCUCAAUUUACUGUAUUUCAUUAGCUAUAUAAUUGACUAAAAAUGUUAAAACGAACAUAAAAUGCAAUAAAAAAAUACUUGGUUUUGUUAAGAAAUGGUAUUCUGGCAUAUUCUGAAAAUGAAGGAUGACUUUAAACUGCAUAGUUUACAACACAGCACUGUCUGUAACAUGAAACACAACACCACGGCUCCUUGAACUGUGUCAGUAGUACUAGAAGUGUUUGACAAGAACAAAUUUUCCAUAUACUUAAAACUAAAGCUUUGUUUAAGAUUAAAGUCCUCUCAGUAUCCCCGCAUGGUCAAACUGGCAACAUAUUAAUUUACUGUACCAGCUGCCAAAUCAAAUCAGUGGAAUUUUCCAUCUUUAAUAUCUUAAUUAGGCCAACAAAUCACAAAUCAGUUGGACUGCAGUAUCUUGGUCAGCCGAAGCCCUGUGAAGUGUUUCCAUGCCAAUAACAUACUCUGUCUGCAUUUUUAUUUCAACAUUGCUUUCUCUCAGUUCAUCGCUUGGUUUCACAGCUAAUUAGCAAGACAACGGAAGGUUGAGGCUCAAAGCUGACGUGACCUGUGGUUCUCCUAGACCACCAACAAUAACAAAUCUUAGCUCUGGUGCAGUGAGAAAACCAGACUGUUUAGUUUUGCUUUGUGUCCAAGAGACACAGAAGGUGGUUUCAGCACCAUUUAUCUAACUCAGAUAGACAUAGAAAAAUUUGACAAUUGACAAUAUAUAAAUCUCCAACCCACAGAAACCAGCAGAUACAAGGUAUCUUCCCUGCUGCUCCUUCAGAGUUUGGUUGCAGCAAGUUUCACUGACUGGUGCUUUAUGGGUUUCUUUGUCUCCAGUCUGGUCUUAAGCAGUAGAAUUCCAAGCAUAGCAGUAAAACACAUAGAUGGAUUUAUGUCAGGAAAAAUUCCACUGCUUUGCCCUAAAUUCCUUGUUAUGUUGACUGUAUUCAUUUGUUGCAGAGUCAUAGACCUUUGGUGUCAUACUCAGUUACUGAGCACCCCCGAUGCCAAGUGUCUGCACACAUUGUAGAGGUUGUUUUAAUUCAAACUCACUGUGCUCUGGUACUGAUCCAAAAACAGACUUUAUCAUCAGCUUAGAAUUCCAUUAAUGCUAUUUUAAAGGGCUUACCUAAUAGUAUCCGUUUGAGUACAUUAACCUUUUCACAAAAAGAAUCAUUUCUUCACCUGGAAUUAAAAUCAAAAUGCCUCUCAUAACAGCAUGUCAAACUGUGUCUUUUUACAGUUGCAGAGUUACUUUGCAGCCUGUGAAGAUGAAACCCCAGCAAUCAGGAAUCAUGACAGGGUUUUACAACGCCUCUGUGAACACCUCGAUCAUGCUCUGCUAUAUGGGUAAGAGGUUUACUGUAAAUAACUGCUUUCUGUAAAUAAGAAGAGGGCACAGCAUUGCCCUUUAGGCAAUCAUAAGACCUGUUCGGCUGUAGGUCAUUUAUAUUGGUGUCAACACGUGACAGUCUCUAUAAGAAGUUAGUUAUGGCAUAGCCACUUGAUCUUCUUGGCUCUUUGAAGCCCUGUGCUUAUAAUAUAAUUGACUGUUUUCUACAUCGCAGGCUGCAGGAUAUCUCUUCAGGCUAUUGGGUCUUGGUCCUUCACUUCACCAGGAGAGAGGCUGUCCGUCAGAUAGAUGAGCUUCAGCACAUAGCAACUAACCUGGGUCGAAGUAAGACAUGUCUGUUACAAAGUCAAACACUUUUGUGAAAUCAGUGAAGUCUCACUCAUAAUUCAAAGAGCUGUAUGCAUAAAAAGGAGCUCUCUCUUCUGUGUAGGCCGAGCAUGGUUGUACCUGGCAUUGAGUGAGAGUUCUUUAGAGAGCUAUCUACGCCUCUUCCAAGAGAACCAGGGGUUACUGCAGAAGUAUUACUUCAAGUAAGAAACCUUUAUCACAUGAAACUUAUGAAAAGAUGUUAUUUUUAUUUCAGAAGCUACUUUCUGCCCUGCAGGAGGGCAAAUAAUUGUGGUGGUUUGGCAUUUUGUAGUGAGGAAGCAUGUUUCACAUUUAGCUAACACAUUUUCUUCUAGGAAUGCACUGGUCUGCAGUCAUGACCACCUCACACUCUUCCUCACUCUGGUGUCCGGUCUGGAGUUUAUCCGCUUUGAUCUGGAGCUGGUAGGAACAUGUUUAUUAUAAAAUCAGCAAAAAUACAUCUCCUUCAUAUAAACCACAUCAAUGACGUCUCUGGUGGGUUUUUGUUGGAUUCAGGAUGUACCCUAUCUAGAUGUUGCCCCUUACAUGCCAGAAUACUACAAACCCCAAAAUCUGCUGGACUUUGAGGAAAGGCUGCCCAGCUCUGACAGCUUGUCCCUGCACUCCUUCACCUCCUUGACCUCAACAAAUCUAGAGUGGGAUGACAGUGCCAUCGCUCCUUCCAGUGAAGGUGAGUUGUGUAGGAUGACCAGAUCCUGCCUGAGUCCUUAAAUAGUUAUCAGCUUGUUCAGAGUCCAAUCCAAUACUCCUGAAAUGAUGCGAGCCCUCUUAAUUUGCAACCCCUAUUGUAUCCACUUUCUUUUUUUGUCUAAUUAUCAAAGGUCCUGGUUUAACACAGAAGUUUAUACACUGAAAAUACUGAUGUGUUAUGAAUAACUAAAUAUCUGGUAGAAUGAAUUUUAAAAUGUAUUUUACACAAUCAGCCAUGAAGUAGUCGUAAAUACGUGAUCAAGUUUUGAAUAACUUAACUUAAGCUGAUUGUAGGGUUGUGUGAUAUGGCAAAAAUAUUAUCACAGUAUAUUUCAUGGCAGGAUCCCAUCUCUAAUUAUAUCAUCACUAUUUUCAUUAUUAUUACAGUCACGUUUAUUUCCUUACUUAAAAAGAUAGUCCUUAGGAAAAUGACCACAGCAGGCGGUUGGGCUAAAAUAUGUCUUGAAUCUAUUUUGUCUGUGCGUACAGUGUUGCCAAGCACAAUUGAAAUCAAAUAAGAACCUUGACUUGAGUUGUACGACACAGCUUCAGGCAUUCCUGCUCAAUUUUAAAGUCAACAAUGGGUUAAUAAUGUAAAACAUCAACAACACGUAAGUUAAGUGCACACUUGCAAAAGAACUGCUAACUAAUCAAGCUAGUAUAUCAGUCUGUAAAGUUAGCUUUGUUUUUUAGGUAGCACCCAGUAUGUGUCUGUUCAUUUGUGUAAGUGAUUGGUACAUCGAGGUAAGUUUCACAUCUAGUAAGAUUUAAAGCAGUAACAAUCUGGAUUGUUCACUCCUGACAAAGAAAAUAAGCAUAGAAUUCUUUUUUUCACCAAUUUUAAACUCGUAACAAACGAUAAAGUUAGUGAAACUCUGUCUUUGCGUAUACUUUCUUUGCAGUACACUGCAAUAACUUUAAAAAUGUAAUAUUUUUAACAUAGCAGAAAUGCUUCUUGUUUAAAGCCAUGGUCUGCAUCCAAAAACAGUCACCUUGCCUCCUUAGAACUCCAACAGAUAAGACAUGCUAAUGCUACAGCCUCUCUGGAUUUGCAGAUUGUGGACACAUUCUAAUCCCUCAUGAUCCAGUAUCAUCCCAUCGCACAACUUUAGGUGAUACUGAGCCAUAAAAUGUGAUAUGUUAUCAUAUCAUAGGUUCUGGUACUGAUCCCAAAGGUGGAUUCCAUCAAUUGUUUUGGUACAGUAAUGUUAAAUAUCAGAGCAAAUGUAAGAGGAGAUGCAUCAAUGUUUUUGCAGCCCAAACUUUCUCCAGUUGAAUUUUUAAAGGAGUAAAAUGUUUGUAAAGCAGGGUUGAUAUUUCACUGUCAUCAUGAGGUAGCAUAAGUAAAACAAUUUUACAAUGUUAUAUAGCAAACACUUUUUUGUGUGUGCAUACAAGAGCAACACAAGCCAAGAUCGAGACAAGGGGAAACAAGAUCAGUAAGAGCAACAAGUGAUUCAAGUCCAUUUGGACACAGGUACUGCCAUGCAGUGUAAAAGGCAAUGCUUCUGAAAAAAAGAGGCAUUUAAUUUUUUUUCUUCAUGGGAGCUGAGACAGACACCCAAUAGCUCUAAUUUACUUGUCUUUGGAAGUACCUUUUUUUGCACAUCCAAAUGCUGCACCAUCAUGCUGUUUAUCACAGAAGACAGAAACAUGAUUAUUUUAACCAGCUCGACAAUCAUUUGGACCCACACUUCCUCGUAAAUUGAAUUAUCUUGGGCCAAUCAGUGUUGCCCCUUGUAAAUAAGCCCCAUCAAAUAUCCAGUGCCAGUUCAGAUGUGAAUGUGUGACCCUCUUGCUGAGUGGCAAUCUUUAUUUUGGGUUUAUGAUUUCAUCAGGCCCUGCUGCAGUGCAAGUACACACUCAUGUGCUUUGUCACAUUCAUACAGCGAUGCCGAGCCAGUGGCAUGUUGAAGCAGAAUUGGGAUUGAUCCUUGCAGACUGUGUUGAUUCACAGAUUGCAAAGUGCAUUUGAUCAAAUGGACCAGUUGGCGGGCAAAGCCUCAUUGGAACAGGAUGUUCUCAUUGGGUUGAUUGCAGCAGAGUUUCCUCAUUGCUCCCCACAAAGUAUUUGACCAGUUUCCCCAUUUUAGUUCCUACAUGUCUAAUCUUUGUCAUUGGUUCCUUUGCUCCAUGAAUCAUGCCAUGUUAUUUUUUUGUUUCUGUCAUUGUCUCACUCUUCUCUCCACAACACCCCACUCUAAUGUUAAAUGUUAUCCCUCCUUUUUUUUAGAUUAUGAUUUCGGUGACAUCUUCCCCGUGUUGCAGUCAUUGCCAAGUGCAGACUGGGAAGGUGGGACAUUGGUUAACCCCUCCCCUUCCUGCAUUUCCCUCCCACCCUCUUCUCACUCAUAUCUGGCAUGGCUUCCCAGAGUUUGUGCUAAAAGCAUGUUGGGUAUUUUAACAAGGAAAUAGAGAUGUUACUGUGUGAAAUACAAGAAAAUGGUGAAAGGAGACUGCUAGUUACAGGACAUGAACACAACCACGAUUAAAGGGACAUGGGUAAAAUGUUUGAGCUGGGCUAAUGGGUUCAGCUAGGAGACUUCAGGUUUUGGUUUCCAGGUUUUUUGUCAGUGUGAAAAACCAAGAGCUUUAUUUAUUGAUGUGUAAACAAACAAACAACAAGCUUUAUUGACCAUCCUAGGAAAAAAUCAUAGUUAAAACUCUCACAGACUCACUCUUGAAACAGCAGGUUAUUUAUAACAGGACUUGAGAGUCAGAGCUGCAGCUAACUUUGGCUCAGCCUUUUUCUCAGAAAAUGUAUGAUUUGAUUAAGAAUCCUUUCUCAGCCCAGUGUUCUGGCUCAAAAAUGACACUAAUCAGCUUUAGUUAGCAAGAAAUGAUCAAAUUGCUGGUGGCUAGCUGGAGUAUAGCUGGCCAAAGUGAAAGUGAGAAACAAGACUGAAGUUGGACGAAUGCAGCUUGGUGUGGUGCUGAACUGGAAGUAAAAGGAAACAGGUUGUCAUUGUACACAGUAAGUUUGUUUGGUUUGGGAAGAUGCACAAAGCCUAGGUGACUGGAGAAUCAGUGUUGGGUGGGUUCAUGGGACUGUUGUGUUUGCAUGUGUCACUCAUGGGGAUGUUCCUAAUGCUCACUUUGCUUUAUUAUUUACUACAGUGAGAAACAAGCCUGAUGUUGCUGGUACUCACCUUGUCCAGUCUGUCUCCAUUACAUUGUGUUAACUGUUUGUCUGGUGUUUUGUUUUUGUAUGUAAUAAAUCUUCCUGUGUAAAAUGCGGCACUGGCCUGGGUUCAGCACGUCUGCAGUGUGAGGUAUCAAGCAAAAUUGUGACUUUUCUCAACUACUUCAGCAUUUGUUGCCAUCAGCUGAUGUAGGGCUGCACGAUUAAUCAAGUUUGAAUCGUAAUCGGAUUAUUUGGUUAUGACGAUAUUAAUAUCGUCAAGUCGAUUUUCCUCUCUAUCAUGUCUCGCACCUCUAGGCCACUGUAGGCUCCCCCUUCCUGCAGGAGCGCUCCCCAGUUCUCGCACACACCAGUGUAAACAAACAUGGCGUUUGCAAAAGAAGGCGAUAAUUUCAUGGCUAAAUAGGGCAAGAGCAAAUCAGUCAUGUGGAAUUGGUAUGGCUUCACAGUUUCAGAGGAAGAGCAAACACUCCCUGCUGCAAAGUCUGUCUGAAGGCGGUAUCAACUGUCUACGCAGACACGAAUUAAGUAAACGCAAAAGUUUUUUGUCAUAUCAGCGUGCGGAUGCCUAUCUGCAUCUCUCGAAACGACUAUAUGACACAGCGUUACUCUUUCAUAGCGCCUGUGCGUGGCUUGGCAUAUGCACUACAUAGUUUUUAGUGGUUUCGUUUUAAGAGAUGAUAGAAAAACUUAUUAUUAAAGUGAAGUUUGGUGAAGUUGUCAUUGAAUAAAAAAUCUAAAUAGAAAAUUGAGUUUUCAGAGAAAAAAAUCUGGAUUUUAUUUUUGGCCAAAAUUGUGCAGCCCUAGCUGAUACAUAAAAUAUGUACAGAUUGUAAUUCUAAAAGAAGCCGUGUUAAGCUCUAAUACUGAUCACCUAUUAAUGAACAAUUCAAUUCUAAUUCCUGUAAAUAUGUGUAUGUUUGUGUAGCAUGAUCCACCUCUAGCUGCAGGAGUAAUACCUGGCCCAGGCCUAAGCCACUGCAAAGGAAGCUGCUGCUGCCUGUGUACAAACUUGAUGUCCUCUGCAUUGCAUUUCGUGCCUUUCGCUCACUGCAAAGAACUACAGAGAACACUGCAGCCUCUAACAUUUGUUUAUGUGCCAAGUUGACAAUGCCGAUGAAGAAAUACGCCAAGUUUUUGUGAAGCUGUCUCGUUGGUUAACUUUACUGAGGAAAGAAUUUGAAAACGCCAAACUCAAAGAACACUUAAGAGAGGAGAAACAUCUGUGUGUGAACUGUUUCCUUUCACUUUACUUACAACGAGACAGUGUCAAAAAUGCAGUGUAUUUACUUCUAACUCUGGGAAAGUGGUGCUUUUUUUAAAUUGGAUUUUAAUUGGUGUCUUGGUGCUUCUCAUGGCAGAAGGGGACCUGACUGACCAGGCAAGCUGCCCGAGAUCCAGUGGCUCUGAUCCACAGACAGUUAUUAGUGACACAGUGGUCAUUCCUGUCGGCUCUGUCAAUGUGAAGGGUGCAGCUCAUCCCGCUGCCCACAGCCCCACUUUCAGACACAACCCUUUCAAUGAGGACUCAGACACCAACACCACCAACACCUCGGCUGACAUCACGCCUGUACACGUGGCCAGCCGUCAUAAUACCAUCACCCCCACCAAUGGAGAUGACACAGAGAAUGCCAGCAAUGAGCUGGAAGUCAUCAGGUACAGCACCAUUUAUUAUUUAUGAUACAGUUGUAUUGUCUGGCAUCUAGUCUCAUAUCCUGUCACUGUGAAAGACCCAACCCAGCAAGUGUGUCAUCAAUGCUUCUUUCCAAACUGUUAAGGAGGUAUGGUAGAUAGAAAAAUGUGAACCAUUACCACGGCCACCGUUUUUCCAAUCUGUCAUGCUCAUGCAUCAGCUCAAGCCUAAAUUGGAUCGCAGUCUGCUGAAGCAAAGUUAUUGAAUUUUAGUUGGAUUUGACUCUUGAUGCUGCUGAGCAGUUGGUGAACCAUGGCAGACAGGAUAACCACAGUAAGGAAAAUGAAUGUCAGAAUUUGAAUAUAAAAAGAACAUUUUUCAAAAGUUUUAAAGUUUAGUAAUUUUUUGAGAAAAAAUCCCAAUACACUAUGAAGUGGAUCUUCAAUUACAUUAUGGUCAAACAGUGUACUGUGUGCUGACAACACGCCAGAUGGGUCAUCUCUUCUUUAUAGCACAAGAUCUGGUCCAUGUUUCCAAAAAGAAUGUCAAACUUUGAUCGGUCAGGCCACAGUACAGUAUUCCACUUGAUCCUAAAUGAAACUAAGAGAUUUUCUGGCAUGUCUGGAUCAUGGAUAUGUAUGUUUUAGCCUUUGUACAGUUUAGUUUUCACACACAUUUACGGAUGCAGCGAUAAACUGUGUUCUUAGACAGUAUUUUUUGGAAGUGGUUGCGUGACCAUGCAAUGAUGUCCACUGUAGAGUCAUGUCUAUUUCUUAUGGAGUGAAAGCUGAGGGCCUGAAGAUCAUAACCAUAUAGACUCAUGUCUUUAGUGAUAUCAUGCACCGUAGAUGAUCACCUCCAAUCUUUAUAAUUUAUGCUGAGGAGAAUAAACCUCGAAUUGUAGAUAACACUCACACAGUGGUGAAACACUUUUGAUCUCUACUGCUGAGUGUCUCAGCCUCUUGGUUGCUCUUUUUAAACCCAGUCAUUGGCUAACAGUUUUAAUAGCUGUUUUUUUUUUUUUUUUUUUUUUUUAAGAAUAGCUUAACAUUUUCAGUGUUUUGUCGUCCCUGCUCCAACUAGGGGUGAGAAUCAUUAGUGGCCCCAAGAUACUUUAUCAUCACGAUACUUGGGCCACGAUUCGAUAUUAUUAUUAUAUUAUUAAGUUUACUAUGAUGUCACCUCUGCCAACCUCACUGGACAAUCAGUUGAUUUUAUUUUUCCAUUAUCAUAGAUUUGACUUUAUAUUAAAAACUAAUUUGAAAAAUCAAUACUUGAUGAAUGAGAAGAUACGAUAUAUCCAUAGACAAAAUAUAGCGAUACAAUGCUUUAUCGAUUUUUUUCUCUCACCCCUUGCUCCAACCUUUUGAAAAUGUUUACUACCACUACUUGAACUUAGAUGAAGAUUACAUUGUUCAUAAAACGCUGCAAUUUUUCCAGUUUCAUUUGAUGUGUUGUUAUUUUUUUGUAUUAUUUUCAAUCAAAGGUAGGGUUUUCAUGAUUUGCAAACCAUCAAAUAAAACCACAAUAGUUUCAACCUCAUUCUCUUAACUGGAGUGUGUCUGAGUACGAGUGAGUUUUUAAUCAGAUUAUGUUGAAAUGGAAAAACCUAAGCAAACCUCUCUGAUCUUUCAGGAUGGCCAGACGAAAGAAACCAGCCAAGAAGCGGCGAGGGAAAGGCUCAACAGAUUCUAGCAGCAGCAUCCAUAAUUCUGUCUCCUCCGAGCACAUGGAGAUAGACAGCAGCCUCCUGGCCUCAGAGGAUGCAGAAUCAUUGACUUGCUCUGCUUUUCAGCUGGAAACCGAAGGGGAGGUGAGGAGAAGCAGAGUGGGUUCAGAGGUUGUGGAAGGAGGAGAUGAGGAUGGUGUGGAAGGCCUCUUGCGGCUCCCUCAGAUGACAGACACCUCCAUGGAUUCAGUGGGCCAGCCCCUCCGUGAUGUGAUGGAUCGACUUAAUGGGGCUCUGGACAGGGAGGAGGAGCCCUGGGAGCAUCUAGAGGAGGAAGCAGAGGGGGGACAGAAUGAAGGCUGUGACCAUAGCACUGAGUCUCCUCCGCAGCAGCCCUUUCGAGAGGACACAGGGGGCGAGCCACCUGACCGUGCCCAGGGAGAGACGUGCCUCUCUCCACUGGCCACAAGCCCCAACUUCCUGCAGGCCUCCCCUGCACCAACAGACUUAUGCUGCUUUACCGCCAACAGUCCAGACUCUGCUCCCACGGGUGGUAGCUACUAUGACAUUACAGGGCAUUGCCAGUCGCAGACUCUUUCAGGUGGCCUUGAUGAUGAAAGACAAGGAGAAGCGCCAACAGGACAGAAGCCAAACAUGACGCCUCUGGGACAAGACACAGAGGAAGGAAAGGAAGCAGAUUCAGAAGAAUUACAAGAGGAGAAGCUGAGUCCCUCUGAAAGCUCUCACCCGGCAGAGUUUAAGUAAGCUGCUCACACAAAAAAAAUAAUAUGGCUUUUAUAAUAUUCUUUUGGCUGUAACUGAUUUUUUCAACAUUCACAUUUCAGGGUGGACAACAAUCAUUUGCUUCUUCUAAUGAUUCAUGUAUUCAGAGAAAACGAAGAGCAGCUCUUCAAGGUAAAGACAGAGGGACACAUAUUUUCUCUUUAAAUCAAGGGAAUAAAUGCUAAAUGAGCUUAAUCAUUUCUGAAGUCAGAUGAUCACAAACCUACAGAGAAAUGUUUGUCUGUAUUGUAUUCCACCUUUGAACAGCUUGUUUUGUAGAGAGAGGUUUGAAGACUGUUGCAUAGUGAGAGUGUUGCAAGGCUUAUUGUACCAAUUUCCUCUUUAACGGCUUGCUCUGGCUUCAAUAGCAGUUUACAAGUCCUCCAAAUUCUUUUGAAGUUUACAAAGAAUGUAUUUUAAACUAGUAUAUAAUCUAUGAUGACAAAACAAGUGUAUGCUUGGUUUUAUCAAUAGACUGUAUAUAGAAUGGACACGUCUGCCUCCUUGCUGGGUGAAGCCACCGCGAGAACAGCACCCUCUGGUGAUAGGCUGCGGUAUAGGUCAUAAAUCCUGCCUCCUCCAGCAAUCCCUAUGGAGUUGUGGACGAACUUUAGAAAUUAAUGACACAGAAUAUACAUUUUUCUCCCCUCUGCUUGCGAUGUUGACGUGUAGUUACUGUAAGACUGGUUUGUGCUCAAAUCCUCUUUUUUCUGUGCAGCUCUAUUUUUAAAAGUUAUUAGGGGGUUCAUUUUUUCUGUGAUUGACACUUGAUACAGCCUAUGGGUGUACAAAGAUUGCGUAGCUCACCCGGGGGAUACGCUAUCUGAGCCGAGCGUCAUCACAGCGACUCUUAGCAACUCUCCUGCCAAAUGCGUACAACUCUAAUGCGCAAGUGGAGAAAAAAAACGGAAAUACCGUGAGCUUUUUGGCUUCAAAUCCGUAUACUGACAGAAGUCGGAACCAAGUUGUCCAUAGUAUAUACAGUCUAUGGUUUUUUCCAAAGUCUCCACACUUUGCUGCAGCUUGAUUCCAGCAGUUUUGAUCCAUCACUCCUGAACAGGGUGGUCUAAAAAAAAGACAUAAUGGGGGUUGCCAACAUCUGACAGCAUUGAUCUUUUUCAGAUGGUGAGAAUGAGCACAGGUCAUAUGGAGGGCGAUCUACAGCCUCUUUACCUGCUGCUGACUGACUGUUACAUUUACCUGCUUAGGAAAGGUAAGUCAUUAAAAACCCAGUAUGUAUCAGCUUUGGGGAAAUAAGGAGUGCAAAAUCGCAAGUUCUAAGUGGAAAUAUUCUGGUGACAAAAUUUUAGAUUUAUGUACGACCUCAUAGCAUCAGAAACUGGUGUGGUGCCUUCAUUCUGUGUGAGCGAAGUUUGUAAUUUGCUCUAAUAUACUGAAAUUUCUGACUGAAAACUCUGAGGCACGGCACAGGAUGCACCUUCAGUUGAUAGCCUUGGUCAUUUUGAGCAGAAAAGGGUCUGAAAAAGUCACAGAGACCUUGUCAGAGAAAAUUACAACCACCAAAUGACUGAAAUGUCAGUCUGGAAUAAUAUCAGAGACACUGUGUGUUCCCAAAUGUGGUUGGUGAUGAUGUGCCACAGAACUUUCACAAAUUGUAGACAGUUGGUUUGCAGAGGAUUAAAAUCACAGUCAUCGACUCCAAUUAUUACUAAUGAUCAGAAGUCCCCAAGUGACUCCAGUUUUGUGCAAAUGAGGCGUCAGCUUCUGGAGAUUGAAUGUGACUGGCAUUUGUGGCAGUACAUAAACCAAACCAGGCAGCAGUCACUGCAGAUGCUUGUUUCAACUCUUGCUGCUUCGCUCUUCUCUACAACUGAAUAAAAUCGAAGACAUACAGCCCCCAAGCAAAGUACCAGACACCUUACUUGAAGAAUAAAGUCCUAAAGCUUCAGGAUUUGAUAAAACGCUCUUGAGUAUGUGCAUAAUUUAAUUGUUUAAUUAUUUUUUCACAUUCAGCAUUAAGUUAGUACUUUUGAUUUUCCUGAAAAUUUCCUUCUGACCUGAGAGCCUCUGUUGUUGUGACUGUCUCAAAAGAUUCCAGGAAGUAGACAUGAAUUUUUGAUAAGGUUACUCUGUUGGCAGAUACUACUCUACACUGAAAAAAUACUUACUGCAAGGCUUUGUUGUGGCUUUUUUCCAUAGGUGCAGCAGAAAAGCCCUACACAGUAGAGGAUGCUGUUUCUUACAAUGAACUGGACUAUCUGUCAGUAAGUGUCUGAGUCCAACACCCUGUCUGCUCGUGUUCAUAUUCAUCACAUCAACCCUGUUGUUGUCUUUGUGCAGUCACCCGAGGGUUAUUUCUAAAUAGCUCAGUGUAGAGUUAAAUACAAUUCAUGUACAUUCAGAGCUGGGUUAGUGGAGCACAGAGUCAGUUUUCUGUCUGCUUUGUUUCUUCUCAUUCUGCGUACCUUUAGGUGGGCCUCGACCAGCAGACUGUGACAGUGGUUUGCACCAACAGACGGAGAAAGUUCCUGUUGGACACAGCUGAUGCCUCACUAACUGUGUAAGUGGACCUGUAUCUGUGCCUCUGGCUUGUUCAGACUCUGGUGCCAUUGUAGACUUGACAGACUUGAAGAUUUCACUUUAAAGCAUUUCAAUCGAUCUAUCUCAAGUUAGUUUUUGAGCUAUGUUCAUGAAUUUCUGUAUCCCUGUGCUAACCGACAUGCAAAUCUUUGAAGUCUUAACUACUUACGAAAAUCUGACUUUGAGCCAAACGGGACACAUAAUAUUUCUCCUCAUCCAAACAAUCCUGUUUUUUUUUUUUACCUCCAGCUGGUUCUUAUCUGUGUUGAAGUCAGCCAUGGUGAAGGGUUGUCGUGAGCCUCCAUACCCCUCUGUUCUGACUGACGCUACCAUGGAAAAACUGGCACUCACCAAGUUUGUCUCCCAGGAAUCUUACUGUGAGGUAACCACAUGUUGAAGUACACCUGUUCUUUUUGAGGUUUUCAUUAAAUACUUGGUCAUAAAUUCAAAUAAUCAGCCUCGAUAUCAGCAAAUCAGAUCAAAGCAAGGACAGAUUUGUGGAAACCUGGAAAUAAACUAAAACUCAUCUGCAGCAAAAAAGCUCAUAACUAGUGUGUGUGAAAUUGUAUGAAAAGACCUUGUCAUUAGUGAUGUCCAGCAUACACUUGGUCACCAGUGUCCACCUCCUUAUCAGUUUAUAGUAACCUCUGGCUUUAUGUGUGAUGAUGCUAAAUUGAAUUUGGAUGCAGUUUAAGAGCAGCUUUAUUGGUUUUGUUUCCUCCAGCAUUUAUCUGAUUUCCAAAACAGUGUUCAAUAAGAAGGUACUUGUCUUCCCAGGUGUCGGAUGUUUCCAUCCAACUGUAUUCACUGGUUCACUGGGAGGAUCCCAUGGACAUGGCUUUAUCACCCCAGGGUGACCCAUCCAGGUCUGGGGGACCUUCCAGCACCAAGGAGGGGACUCUGCAAUACCGGGCUGGAACCACCUACCUGGGCAAAGAGCUGUGGAAAAGCUGCUACCUCGUCCUCAGGUGAGGUCAUACUCAUCCUCAACAGUCAGCUCAACAGUGGGAAUGUUUCCUCACAAAUACUCUGAAAACUUCUUAUGUCACUUCCCAGUGUGUUUAUCAUUUUUUACAUGCAAGAAUGAAAUCUAAUUAAGUAAUCCUGAAAGUAGUUCAGCACUGAGGACCAAACUGUGGAUCACACAACACAGUACUUGGUCACUUAAAUCAUUUUUUUAUUUUCACUGAGUAUAUUCUUCUUCAACUGUUUUCAGCUGAAUAUAAAUGAUUGUCCUCUUUUAUUUCAGCAAUGGGAUUCUGUACCUGUAUUCAGAAAGAACUGAUGGGACACCUAUAAUGUCAGUCACUAUGGGGUAAGCUAGCCUGCUUUCAGUUUGAAUACAUCUGUACUAAUAUAGAAGUAGUUGUAUUGUUGAAGUACUUUGCUCGUUUUAUCAAAAAAGAUCUGUUGUUUUAGCCCUGUCUCAUUUUUUAAGUGUAAGAUGUGAAAUGUCUCAAAGGAAAAGUCCUUUGAAAAUGAAAGUGGCAUAUAUUUUGACACAGGCUUUCCUUCAUGCUCUUUGUUCUCCCUCAUUAUUUUGCAGAGGAGAGCACUGUGGAGGCUGCCGGCGCUCUAACAGUGGAGAGCAUCCUCAUGCCUUCCAGGUCAUCCUGACGGAGCGACCUCCACUUGAGCUCAGUGCUAACAAUGAGCAGGACAUGGCUGACUGGAUGCUGCUACUCUGUCAGUCAGUCUCCAAAGGGGUAAGCAUUUUAGCGAGUGUCAAGAUAACAUUUGUGUCACAUUUUACAAAACAUGAGGAUAUCAUUAAAAGUUGUUUUUUUCAAUAUUCUUAAUGAGUUAUUUACUUAAAUGAGAAUUUUAGAUGUUAGAUGUGAAUUGUGUGCAAGGCAUUAUUCUUUGACUGGGUCAGUGGGAUGAGAGAUUAGCUGCAUUCACAUUGCACAAAAUACCAAACAUGUGAUUCCCUUUCAGCUAACACCCUGCAGGAAUGAAAGGAAUCAGUAAUGAAUAUUUGAGUCUUCAAGACUAAAUACUGUUGAAGCAAGCAACAUAAAUAGAUGAAUCCAUAAAUACAUGUAGGAAUAAAUAGAUGAAAAGAAUGAAAUAGAAAAAAAGACAAUCUCAGUGAUUUGGAACAAACAGCUCUUUCUUUUUAUAGAAAUACACAAAGCAUUUGUCGUGAUAUCCCACACACUGCUGCAUGUGAUACUCAUCAGUUAAACUCAUCAGUCCAGUUGCACUUUUUUUUAUUAACAGCUUUGAACUAAAAAUCAGCACGCAGAAAGCUUUUACACAAAUAAUCUCUGCAGGCAUGCACUGUGCUAGCUUUACAAACUUGACAGGCCUUAUGUUUUGUGCUCAUGUUAUAGAAGAUCUUCCAGUUCUAAAAUGCAAAAGAUCAACAUGAAUUAUUUUUGUAUGUGUAUGAAAUAUAUGAUCAAACUGAUUUUGCUUUACCUGCAGGUUAUACCCCAAGGUGUGGCCCCCACCCCGUGCAUCCCAUGUUGUCUAGUUAUGACAGACAGGAAACUGCUUACUUGUCACCAGGACUGUCAGACCAGCUUCUUCCGUUCUUUGGGCAGCGCUGACAUCUGUGAUGUCACCGGAGUCAGCAUAGAGGCGGACAAAGAGUAUUGUGUCAUUGUGAGUGUCUCAGCCUUACUUUGGUUGAAUUAUUUGAUUAUUCAUAAAUGUGUGAUGAUCAGCCCUAAAAUUUAAUGUAGCAGCUGUAAAGCUAAGCUAUGCUGGCAUGUACCGUUAAUGUCUGCACCAAACAAACUGUAGGUUGUUAGCGGUAAUCAUUUUAUGGUGUCAGUUGUCUGCUGAGAACUCCUUGACUUGCAGCAGAGAUAGUGCUUGAGUUUGAGAUGUGGAAUUGAGUUGCUCCUAAGUCACACAGACUUGGUCUUGCCACCCGGAAGACUUGAAUUUGACUCUGACUGGAGUUUUGGGACUCCCGCACAAUCUUUUGUUCUGUGUUUUGGCUUACUGACAUCAAGAGCUGAAUGCCAUUUCCUCCAAUAGUGCACAAAGUUUGGCAUCUGAUGUGCGAGCGGACAAACUUCAUAACACCAUCAUGAGUCACCUGUAGCUGCUACAGAACAGUGUGUUUCCAGGGUUUUCCUCUUGUGAACCAUAGUUGGGCAGGCCGAUCAUGAAUAUCCCCUGAUAGGGUGACCGCACGUCCUCUUUCACCCGGACAUGUCCUCUUUUUUGGGGGCUGUCCCGGUUUGUCUGGCUUUGUCUGGGGAAGUUUAUAAAAUCCUUCAAAUUUCUGCGGUUUUGUACAGAAGUUUUGAGUUUGUGUCACGUGGACUUAAUGAGUUAGAAGCGCAUAAAAGACACUCUAAAAACUAACUUUGUGGGACUCGGUGACUCAGCCCCCAUGUAGUCGUGUCCUCUUUUUAGGAAGUCAGAAUAUGGUCACCCUGUCCCCUGAACAGUUUCUUAAUUUCUAUAUGCACAAGAUCACUUUCUGGAUUCAACAAGUGUGGCCCAUGUUUCACAUAUCGUCACCCUCUCAAAAUAUGUCUGUAUGUCUUUCUUCAGGCCUAUGUCCCGUCUGUUGAUGCAGUGAUUGCAGUCCAUAUAAACCUUGUUUCUGUUUAAACAGUCUGGUGCCUACGUUUGCUGCACUCUUAGUUUUGGAUCCUCAUGAGCCAGCCUCAUCCACACACAAAUGAUCUGUUUUGAUAAAGGAGCACAGAGCCUGAAGCCUUUUAAAUGUAUGCUGUGAUUUGGACAUACUGCUUUUGAAUACUGUAAAAACAUGAGACACUGACAAAGGCAUAAAGAGACUGUAGGGAGCGGGUCAUGAGUCAGUGUUGCUGAAAGUGAAGAGGUGCAGGUAUCAGGGCGGAUUCAGGGGAUUGGUAAAGUGACUUUCAACAUUAAAGCAUAAAGCGAUGAUAAAGUGCUAUUUUUCAAAGAACUGUACACUCACUAAAUGUGGACACUAGGGUUGAGGGUCAUUGGAGAUGCCCUCUCUCAAGUAUAGAAUCCAAACAUUCAAUAUCUUUCAGCGUUUGCUGCCUUUUAACUGAAACCAUUUUCUCCCUGUGUAGGAGUUUGCAGCAGAUCGGACCCAGUACCUUCCUCCGUGGAUCUUGUAUUUCAGCGGUUGUGAUGAGAGAGAUCGGCUGCUGGGGGCGUUGGAUAGCACAUGGAAGGCUAUUUUCCAGGUGGGAAGAUAAACUGUUGUAAUGUGUAUUUCAAAAGGAACUUUCACCACUGUGUUAAACUGAGUGUCCCAUUAGUGUUGGUGGUGAAUGUAGUCCACUAAAACAAUAGACUGUGAACAUUAUGUGAUGUACAGACCUAAAAAACUGAGUUCUCCUUCUUUUAGAGUCAGACAUUAACCAGAGAGCAGCUGCAGUUUUGGCCUAGCCCUGAUUUAUUUCUCUGGCCAGACUCAUCCAAAUUAAUAAAGAGGAAUACUGCCACAUCAUUUGAAAUCCUAAUUACAACUUAUCAACACUGUUAGUUAUGGCCUUGUACUUGGAUAGGAAAGAUAUUGAUGAGGUAUAGAAAUGCUAUUUCAUCAACUAUUCAUCUGGCUGAACUGUCACACUUGUCCUCUCUGCACACAGGUUGACCUUCCCCACAGAGGCGUGUUUGAUCCAUCUGUACAGAAGCGUUGUGGCGAGGCCCUCGCCCUGAUGAACAGUGCCUGGCAGAGAGCAGACAGUCUGGCUCGAGGCAGAGCUCAGCGUGAACCCUGGUGCUGAUGGAUACACAUACACACACAUGCGCAUACACCUUACUGUGGUUGAGACAGAGUGAUAGUUAGGCAUUCUUACAUAGCUGCGGUAUACAAGGCUUCAACUACUCUGACACAACAGUCACUACAAACUGUUCAGAGUCCCGAGCUGACAGACUGAAGUAAAUCAAACGCAUGAGGCUACUGGUUAUCGUGUUACAGCAUAACCUUGUGAUGCUUCCCUGAUUCCCUGUUCAAUCUGGAUACCUUAGGAGCUGCAGCAGUCGAGGGGCACAGCUAUCCAGUUAUACGCGACAUUAUUACGAGGAAUGAAAAUGUUUUGAGAGAGCAAACACCAGAGUGUUGUGACAGUGGUGUCACUCCUCUGUCAGAGAUUCUUCAGAAUGAACAGAUGCAGAAACAAAUGUACUGAGAAGAACAGACGUUUGACUUGUCAGGGAAAAAAGCCCUGAAGGAAAUGCACAAACGAGGGUUGUGCAAUGGUUGUACUAUAAACUGUUUAUUUACAACUUUGUACAUCUAACCUAUCCUGCUGAACUUAGAGUUUGUCCACCAAAAGUAAAUGUCCAUCAGUUUUCUGCGAAACACUGAUGAACAGAAGCUUCAUUUUAGUCAGAAAGGAAAAAACAAGAAACAUGUCUCUGGCAGACCGAGGACUGUAAGUGGACACAAAUCUAAGAAGUCCUGAUGUGUAGCUUUCUGUGCAGUGAAGUAAGAAAUUUGUUGGUGAUGCAUUACAUUCUCAAAAACGGAUUCCUUUCUGGAAGAAAUAACCUGCUUCCUGUGAAAUUCAUCAAGAAAGCCAUAUACAAAGAGGAAACUCACUGCUCGUUCACUCCACAGUCCCUUGCCUUGCACAAAAACGUGCUUUCUUCUGCACAACUUUAAGAAGAUUCAAAUCCCUCUUUGCUUGCGAACAGUUCGCAGAAGCUCUGCUGAACCCAUUCACUCAUUCAUUCAUUCAUAACGCUGAUGUACAGAGCUGUACAGUAUUAACACAUACUCCCUGACAGUUGUGUGUUUGUCUGCUACUCAGUUUAGUUCGUCUCAAGGCUCAUACCUCUACACUGAUCUGAAGUAUCUGGAUAUGUAUCACUUGCACUGUUACGUGAUAUGCUUAUAUACCUGUGUGGUCUAUCUGAGAUCUUGCUCUAACUCACUCAAAGUUAUCACUCAGAUGGAAACAUCAGGAAAUGCAACACACUUGCCUUUUUUCUCCACUUCAUAGUAAAGAGUGGAGGCUUCCAUGCUGACUUGCACAUUGUUUGUGUUAUUUUAAUGGUACUAUUUGUGAUUUUGUGUGUCUAUUUCAUAACAUGUGCGCAUUAAUUUCCAUUUUACAGAAAGUGGGAACAAUUGUUACUAAAAUGUUCAACUGUGUAGUCACACUAAAGUGCUCUAGAACUUGGUGUCUGCAUGAGCAGGGUUAUACUCUCCCUUUAUGAUGGGAUUGUAUCAGUUUAGUGUAAGGGCCUGAGUAAAGACUCUUCUCCUGGCUCAGAGCCUCAAGGCUUUUGGAUUUAUGGUUUCAUUUUGAACUAUAGAUUCGUGGAAUUAAGACGUCUUCAUCUGCAUCAGUCAUCAUGUGGUGUUUAUGGACCAUGUUUAUGGGCUCAUAAAUCACCUCACAGGUUAUAGCGUAUCCAAUGAAGCUUAUGUUGUCGGCAGAACAAUGCUUUUCAAUAGCCUGUAAUAUCACCUACAAAUGAAUCUUGGCGUUAUACAAAUACCAUUAUGUGUUCAAGUAUCCUUUAACUGAUAAAGGACUAAAGUGUGUGUGCAUUACAAUCUGCCCUCAACACUCACACGGUUUGAAGUACUGCUGCUCUGUCAGCAACAGUGUGUAACAGCUUCCAUGUCAAUGAUGACAGAAGUGAGAGGUCUGUAUCACACAAUGUUGACAAUGUUGCCUUUUUGAUAAUCGUUUUUGAGCAGAUUUCUGUCUGUAAAUGUAAAAUAUGUUGGCACUGGACUAAAAUGUUCAUGUGGGAAGAAGUAUUGACCAAUCACUUUUGAGAGAGCUUUGGAGGCACAGAAAGAAAGAGUUUAUGUGAGGAGGCAACAUGGGCCAAAUUGUAAUCCCAGAACCCAUCAGCUGUCCAAGAAUAACACUUUGGAGUUUUAUUUAUCUCCGUAAACAGACAACUUUUUAUGAGAAAAGAUUAGGACUCAGUUGUACAUGUUCCACUUCUGAUCUCAAGCCUCCACUUAGAAUAUAAACAGUGACCCCUGCAGGGAAGUAAGCUUUGUGCAGAAUAUCCUUUAGCUAUAAUGUAGACAUUUGCUUUCUACACCGACAGCCCUGAAGUAAUGGCUGUUACCACCAGAGGCUAAAUCAUCUUCAGACCUCAACUGACAGGUUCUGAGGUUACCCCCCAGGCAGACUGAACUGGUCAAACAGGCCCAUAUGCCUAAACUAAAUGAUGCAAUAUUCUGCUUUUGGGGAGAGGUGAUAGUAAUCUUCCUGGUAGACAAGUCAAAGUAUAAAAGAGCAGGUUUUUAAACUACAGUACUCCCUGCAGGCACUACAUUACAUACAAACAGAAUGGUGAAAUGUUAGGAGAUAAUCCUCUCCAUUAGACAUUAAUCUGAUUAAUUAAUGAUUUUGAUAUUAGGUCUGAGGCAGGUUUUGGUGGGAGAUUGUGAUUGUAAUCAGCAAAGCAUGAAGGGAGAAUCUUGCACUGUUUGGCAUUGUUGUGGAAAAUCCUUCAAAUAGCUCCCAAAUGUCCCCUGCUUUUGUUUUCUUGCACAAUCCUGUAUUCCUCAGAUACACUGUGUUACUUAAGCGUCAGCAUUAAUGAGUGCUUUAAGCUUUUCUAAGUGCCACUUGGUCUCUACAGCUUCUGCUCUUCUUCACAAAGAAAUCUAAUCUCAGGUGAAAAAGGUACUUCACAUCACGAACCUUAAUGCUCACCCCCUGUUCCUUUUAAAUUAAAUUGCUGCUGUUUUUAGAAGUUAACAUUCAUUUAAAUCCCUUUUUUCUUUUUUAGUUUCCUCCCUUGCUCAGUGAAGCAUUAUGAAGUUAUUUUGCGCACACAGAGACAGCUGCAAAGUACUUUCAAAUGUGGGUAAAAGGUUUUAAGGAAUACUCCUUUAAUAAUUUAUUGAGUCCCAGAAUAGGAUUGGUCAGCUGCUUAGUUUGAAUCCUCUGCCCCAGUGGAUUACUUCAGGUCUUUUUGACCAGAGAGAGUAACAGUUGCAAUAGUUGGACUUACUUGAAAUGUUUGUUUGAUAAUUCGUUAAAAGAUUAACUUCUUAAUCUUGUGGCCUAAGAAGUGUACAUGAAGACAGAGUUGGCAUGUUUGAGCAGUCUUUUGAAUGUGGGACAUUGCUGGCCAAUGAUGGGAGAUAUCCUCUCGAAGAUGCGUCGUAAAAGCGUUUUUUGAUUUUGUUUCUUUUUUUUAACUGCAUGUAAUAUUUGUAUUUUGUUUAGCAGUUUUAUUAAAUUGUAAAUAGAGCACUACUCAGUAUAACAUACUGUACACUCACAUAAGACAUGCAUGUCCAGGAGGUUUUAUACUGUUCAUAAUGUUCAUGAAUGUACAAAAAAUCCUUGGUGAUUGGACGGCAUAACUGAAUAAACAGAAACA